Molecule: messenger RNA, 666 nt
Organism: Ipomoea triloba (trilobed morning glory)
Lineage: Eukaryota; Viridiplantae; Streptophyta; Magnoliopsida; Solanales; Convolvulaceae
Product: nucleolar protein 58-like
Exons: 2
Coding region: 1-666 (221 amino acids)
Source: RefSeq, a predicted model, not a curated record
AUGUCAAGUUCUGAUAAAAGUGAUAAAGUCCUGGCAACUGCCUUACAAAGAAGAAAGAGAAAGAGAGAUAGUGCAGCUACGUCAAAACCACAAACAGAAGACAGGCAAAAAAAACAAAGAAAGAAGCCUGCAACAAAACGAACAAAGAAGGGGAAGGAAGUAGAAGAAGACAAACCAAAAACAAAGAAAUACUUUACUGUUCGAACAACUCCUAAGCAGUUGUUCACCCUUGUCAGUAGUUUAACCGAGGAUCAGCAUCAAGCCGUAAAGGAUAUAGGAUUUGGACCAUUACUAGACAUCAAGCUGACUCAUUGUGAUGCAAUGUCAAGUUCUGAUAAAAGUGAUAAAGUCCUGGCAACUGCCUUACAAAGAAGAAAGAGAAAGAGAGAUAGUGCAGCUACGUCAAAACCACAAACAGAAGACAGGCAAAAAAAACAAAGAAAGAAGCCUGCAACAAAACGAACAAAGAAGGGGAAGGAAGUAGAAGAAGACAAACCAAAAACAAAGAAAUACUUUACUGUUCGAACAACUCCUAAGCAGUUGUUCACCCUUGUCAGUAGUUUAACCGAGGAUCAGCAUCAAGCCGUAAAGGAUAUAGGAUUUGGACCAUUACUAGACAUCAAGCUGACUCAUUGUGAUGGUGUGCUANAAGCUGACUCAUUGUGA